Messenger RNA from Boleophthalmus pectinirostris (great blue-spotted mudskipper), 2180 nucleotides. It is a transcript of the gene rbpjl, whose product is annotated as recombination signal binding protein for immunoglobulin kappa J region-like. Gene Ontology annotation, biological process: regulation of transcription by RNA polymerase II. The record is from RefSeq and is a predicted model, not a curated record. Lineage: Eukaryota; Metazoa; Chordata; Actinopteri; Gobiiformes; Gobiidae. Bases 1 to 1569 code for a protein of 522 amino acids. The transcript is spliced from 12 exons. Gene Ontology annotation, cellular component: nucleus. Gene Ontology annotation, molecular function: DNA-binding transcription activator activity, RNA polymerase II-specific; RNA polymerase II cis-regulatory region sequence-specific DNA binding.
AUGCAAAAACUGUCUCAAUCCUCUCGCCCGGACCCCGCGGCGCUCUACCCCCCUCCCCCGUCUCCCCUCACUCACCUGGGCUCGCUGCUCACCGGACACGACGCUCCGACCACCGGCGACUGGCAACACAGGAGACUGGAGUCUGAGUUCCAGGCCUGUCACUUUAUGGAGACCACCAGAGAAGCUUUGAGAGACCCUCACACGGACCAGAGUGUCACUAUUCUGCACGCCAAGGUCGCCCAGAAGUCCUACGGCAACGAGAAGAGGUUUUUCUGUCCUCCUCCUUGUGUGUACAUCAGUGGUCAAGGAUGGAGGCUCAUGCAGGACAAUCUCAAAGCGUCUGGCUUUGGAGACUCGGUGUACCAGGUCAGAGGAUACAUGUGUCUGGACAGCUCCAGCCAAUCACAGACUGACGCUUUUAAACUGGUGUUUGAUGAGCAACAAGAACCCAGGCAGCUGUUUGCCUGCGCCAAGUCCCUGUUCAUCUCAGACCAGGACAAGAGGAAGCACUUCCGCCUGCUGCUGCGUCUCUUCCUGGGCAGACAGGAAGUGGGCUCCUUCCACAGCCGCCUCAUCAAAGUCAUCUCCAAACCCUCACAGAAGAGGCAGUCCAUGAAGAACGCAGACUUGUGCAUCUCGUCGUGCUCCAGAGUGGCCCUGUUUAACCGCCUGCGCUCUCAGACUGUGUCCACACGGUACCUAUCUGUGGAGGGAGGGGCUUUUGUGGCCAGCGCCCGCCACUGGACGGCUUUCACCAUCACUAUGGUGGAGGAGCAGAGAGCAGACUUUGCCCUGACUGAGAGCUUCGUGUGUUAUGGUUGUGUGGUCCAGCUGGUGUGCACUGAGACCGGGGUAGCUCUGCCUCCUAUGGUGAUCCGUAAAGUGAACAAGCAGCACGCCAUCCUGGACGUGGACGAGCCGGUGUCUCAGCUUCACAAAUGUGCGUUCCAGUUCAGAGACAGUCCACAGUCUUAUCUGUGCCUGUCCAACGACAACAUCAUCCAAUACCACGCCCAGUGCCCAAUGCGGGACCCCAGCCGAGUGGUUCUGAACGACGGCUCUUGUUGGACCAUCAUAGGGGUGGAGUCUGUGGAGUUCAGCUUUAACCAGGGCCUGGCUCACGCCCAAAGCCCUGUCAGCCCUUUCCCCGUCAUUUCUGCACUGGAGGUAAAUGGUGGCGGACAUGUUGCGAUGCUGGAGAUCCAUGGAGAGAACUUCAGCCCGCAUGUCAAAGUGUGGUUUGGGAGUCAUGAAGCGGAGACUAUGUUCAAGUCCCCCAAGUCCCUGGUGUGUGUGGUCCCUGAUGUCUCUGUCUUCUCUGAGGGCUGGCGCUGUCUCCGGAGGACCAUCACUGUCCCACUGACCAUCAUCAGACUGGACGGGAUCAUCUUCCGCACGCCCUACAGCUUCACCUACACGCCUGAGCUCCAGCUGGCCCCUGUCCUCCGGGGUCCCGAGCAGGGCCGCAGGCAGGAGGGGGCUCAGGGGCCACAGGAGGGGGACGACCUGCUGGAGACCAUACACCAGGAGUUCACACGCGCCAACUUCCACCUCUUCAUGCAAAGUUAAAGGUGCAGUGAGUAACUUUUUUGGUGAAGGGUCCAUCAAACGAGGACCUUAAAGGAGAGGACAUGUUUUAGAAGGAGGUUACAGAGAAAAGAGACAAUGAACCUUCCCGUGGAUUUCAUAAUGAUGGAAAACCUGGACUGUUGUCAGUGUGAUUAUCAAUUCAAGACUAAAUCCAGUAUGUUUUGAGCAGGAAGCAAGUUCAAAAUGCUGCAUAUAACAGAAAAUUUUAAGUUUUAAUUAAAAGCUUUGUAAUAAAAGGCAACAUUGCAGCUAUUUGGAUUCUAAGGAAAAUGUUAUUAUAAUUGUACAAUGACACGGCAGCAGGGUUGUCAAAAGUAUCGAAAAUCCUAAAACUGUCUUCUCAUAUUCAUUAAGCACGUAUCAAUACUAAAAAGUCACAUUCACAGAACAGAAAUGAACCUUUCGUGAACAGCUUUAGAAUGAUGAAAUACAAGAGCACAUGGACGAGUACACGCCCAUGGACCACUACGGAACAUUCCUGGACGGCUGACAGAUAAAAGACCACAUGGUAAAAAAGUACCGUAAUUUCCGGACUAUAAACCGCUACGUUUUUCUCACACGUUGAAUCCUGCGUCUUAUAAAACAAUGUG